AUGGGGAUUACAUUUGAGAGGGGAGUGGUCACUGGCAUGAGCAUGCAGGUGUUUGUGGAUGCCGACUAUGCAAGCAAGGCAGCAGACCGUAGGUCGGUCUCAGGAGGACUAGUGAUGUGUGGGGGUGGGUGUGUAACUUGGUUUUCGAGGACGCAGAAGUGUGUCACGCUCUCCACAACGGAAGCAGAGUAUGUGGCAAUUGCCGACGUCUUGAAGGAAGUGCUUUUCUUGAGGCAGGUUUGGCGUUUUAUGUUGCCAGAUGCAGGUAUGCCGUGCAUUCCGGUCUUCGAGGAUAAUAAUCAGAGAAUUCAGAUUGCGCACAACCCGAUCACGAACUCAAACUCGAAGCACAUCGAUGUACGGCAUCACUUUAUCAGGGAACUGGUAGAGCGGAAGGAGAUUUCGAUUACGCAUGUGACGUCGGAGUUUCAGCAUGUAGAUUCCUUGACGAAGGCUAUCAGCAAGGAAUCUUUUGCGUUGCACAGAGACUUCGUGAUGAAUUUGCUGUGA
Messenger RNA from Ectocarpus sp. CCAP 1310/34, 510 nucleotides. The record is from the annotation of a GenBank genome assembly. Lineage: Eukaryota; Phaeophyceae; Ectocarpales; Ectocarpaceae.